UGGAAGGAUACUGUAUAUGGCUGUUUUUGUAUAAAAGACUUCGUGUAUGAACAAGUUUGCAACAUGAGGCUGGUUUGUAUGCCUCCAUGUUAGCGCCCCUAUGUCCUACUUAGCCCACGCCAGCAAAACGAAAGCAUCACCACCAUGGAAGGCCAUAAUAUAGAAUCAUGGCCGUCCCCGUUAAUCCCAAGUCCCCUGGUGUCCGGCCAGUCAGCGAUUCACAAUGUGAGCGCCUGGACUUUUACAAGCAAGCAGAGCCCGAUUAGCGACUUCACGAAGGCUGUAGAUUUGUCAGCCGAAUUCCCAACGGGAGCUUUCGAGGAUGUUGGUGAAGAAGUCAGCAGUAAGGCUACCUCCGAGGCUAACAAGGUGCGCGGUCAGCGCGAUGUCGCAUACGCUGCGCCAGACCAGGGCCGGAGUCCCCAUAAGCAGCUGCGCCGCCAUUGGGAGAAUGCAGCCUCCCAGUGCACGCCGAGCCAAGCAGCUACCUUUGGCAUUCCGGUCGGAGGCGUCACGCCCGCUUCCCCAGCAGACAUUCAGCAGCAGCUACGUGAGGAGUCGGAGGCAAUUUUGACCAGCUUUCGCCACACGCUGUCACAGUCUAUGACGCUUCGUGAUGACUUCCCGCGGCUUUCCCUGGACGGUGACAGCGUUGGUAACUUCAUCGGAAAUCCCCUAUUUGACACGCCCCCUUCUCCUCAGGAGGGAACGGAGGCACCCUCCAUGGUGAACGGUCACGGCCUCUUCACACCGCCGCCUGUGCCAGGAGCAGCGUACGAUGCCACUGCUACUGCUACCAGCUCCCCGCUACUUGGCGAGGGGACCCAGGAGCCUACAGCAGCUGCGGCAGCUACAGCAGUGCUCGGGCGCGAGACCUGGAUGUGUACCGAGUCUCAUCCUUUCCACCAGGGCGUCCAGCAGCAAUCCAGCUGGGAUGAGGAAGCGGACAACGGCCAGAUGCAGGGAGAGCAGCAAGGGGCGGAGCAGCAGCUGGGAGACCCGCAGCAGCAGGGCUGGCUGCAGUCUACCCCUGGCCUGGUGCUGCCGGGGGCUAACCAGCAUCUGGGUCAGCGCGACCAGCUGCAGCGGCAGCAGCACAUGACAAGCAACGGCGCAUAUGGAAGCAGCAGCACACGCAGCAGCCGAAGUACUAGCCGGGCCAGUCUUGCAGCGCCUAAGCAGCUGCGACUGAAGCUACCUACCGUCGCCGCACCCAACACUGCCGAAUCUGGCAGCGGACGUGCUAGGAGUCAGCGAAGAGGCGCCGCGCGCCGUCAUACAGGUUUGCGCCUGUCCCCUAGGACAGCGUCCGACCCGCCCUCACCAUCUUCCUCCCCCUCCUUCGCGCAACAGCAACAGCAGGGCCUGCAGCAAGCGGUCGGGGCUGCUCCAGCCACGCGCCUUGUGGACUACUCCCCGUCCCUUGUGUCGCCCCCUCAAGCGUCCGAGUGGGCGGAGAGCAAUGCAAGUGUCUCCAGGCACCACGGCAACAGCAGACACGAAAGCGCCAUGGCACGGGGAAGUCAGUCCCGAUACCAGGGCACCGCCCAUCUCACCACACCGCCCUCCCGUUUUGGCCAGCAGCAACCGAGCCGCGUGCAUGACAACGCCCCGGCCGCGGAACUCCUGUCGCCGCCGCCGCCAGCCGCCAGUGCAACGCCUGAGGUGGUGGUGGCGGGGGGGCGCCGUCAGGGCCAUGCACUGCGGAGACCUUUGGCAACACAACAGGGUGCGGACGACCACAUCGAUGGCAGCCAAGUCAGGAGAGGCGUGGAUGGCCGCUGGUGGGCGCGUGCCGCAGCCGCAACGGGUGCUGCCCGGGUCCAGCAAGACCUUGACCAGGGCGCCGCGUUGUCGGAUGACCUGUCUGUGGAAGGCAGCAGCGCUGGCAGCAACGGCGAGGACGAGGGCGCAGCUAACAUGCCUCCCCAUAGCCCCUUGAACCAAAACCCCUUGGUCGAUGGUGCAGCGGCGGUCCCUCUGACAAACGGUGUAGCCCAGCAGCACCCCGACUUCAGUUCGCUUCUGGAUUCACCGGCAUCCGUCUUGACGCCCGGGUAUUACAGCCCCGCCUGGGACCCGCAUGGAAGCCUACCUGGCGAGGGCUCUGAGACUGGUUUUGGAAGGACGCCGGCGCCCGCAAUGGACAAGGAUUUGGGUGGAUUUAGCGACAUCCUGGCUGCUGCCGGCGAGGAGGAGGACGGUGCAGAUGAGGAGCAGCGCGCAGCCGCAGCUGCAGCAGACCUAGUGCCGCCCCAGGAACCGUGGACCGGCGAGUGGGUGUCGCAAGGGCACGCCAACACAUUAGCAGCCGAAGCAGGUCGUGCCGCAGCACAAUCCCUAACUCCCAACGUACAACAGCCGCCGGGCGGCGCUCUCCUUUCAGAUGCCCUGCGUGCCUUGUGUCUGGAGUAUUCCUCGCCACCCGUGCUUGACGAUGAUGUUAGCCCUGGCCUUGGCACCGGUACCGCAUCUGGGUCAAGGUCCAAAGAGGCAUGCUGGGACGGCUGUGUGCCUACGUUCUCGCAGCACCCGCCGCUUCGGUCUCAAAGCCGCAUGCAGGCAAGGUUACAGUCUGCGGAUGACGGAGAUGGGUUUGGCGGCCCAGUACGGCUAUUCGACUUGGCUUCUCAUGGCACGGAGGGCCUCACAGACGUGCCACCUGUUACACCGUCAACACAGCAGGGGCACCAGGAGCCCAAUACCAGCGGUACCGGGAGCAAUGCUGGCCCCGCUGAGGUGGCGCCGGUAGGUGGAUCAGGCACAGAGCAGCCACACAUGGGUCUUGGCUCCUCCGGUGGGGGUGUCCGCGAUCUUCAGGACGAGACCUCUUGGGCAUCUGAGACAGACCGCGAGCUCGCAAGCCAGAUAAGCCGCCAACGGGACUGUCCUUCCUUUCGCCGGAGGACGUGGGAUGCUGGAGCGUCCGUUCUUCCAGGAUCGACGCGUGCAGCGUUUUCGGAGCCAAGUAGUGCGGGUCGGCCUGCAGAUGCGCCACUGUCGCCAUCCAGUGAGUCGUCGCGGUUGCAGCAGGAGCAGGAACAAUACACAGGCCAGAUGCACAACUAUCACCAGCAGCAACCGGCUAACUCUGCCCUAUCGUCGGUGCCAAGUAGCGCCUUCUCCUUUGCCCGACAGCCCCCCACUGAGCAGCCCAGCAGUGGUGAGGGUGAGGGUGCCCGGUUUCAUUCCGAGCUCCGGCCGUCUCGUCGUUCCACACUGGAGACGCCAUCAAGUGGCCUAUCUGACUUUGAUGGAACUGGGUUCUACCAGCAAAUCAGCACAGGCAGGUUCCGCGCUGAUAGCACCGGUGGACGUGCACCUGGCAGCCUCGGUUCCGCCCGCCGGCAGCUGUACGGGGCAUUACCUGUGGCCACAGGGGUACCUGCUCAGGGCGCUGAAGGCAUGGGAGGCAUAUGGCGGGACAAUCCAGCGUUUGAGGACCAAGACGAGGAAGCGAACUCGGCUUCCACAACCCCGCUACCCGGCGCCAACAUCGCCGCUCACCCCAGUUUCGAUGCCAACAACUUGGGUUUGGUGCCCAAGUCGAUAGCCUUCGAGGCCAUUGACGACCUAGUCCACGCCCAGCAGCAGGACCUUUCCUCUCCGCCCAGCAAGCGCCCCGCCGCCCUCACCGCCAAUGGUGCCCUGCAGCAGCAUGAGCAUGCUGAUCUUGCCGAUGAGCUUGUUACUGGGAGCAUGGCUGCCCCCAACGCUGCGUUGCAUGACGGCGUCGCCGGCAGCGAACAGCACAGCGAGGGCAGCCAGUACGGCGGCCGAACCGGCAACCGAAUGAGUGUUAGGGCGCUGUUGGACCGGCUGGGUAUGCGGUCAAGCAGCCGUGAUGACUCGCCCAGCAACGAUGAGGCGGAUGAGGACAUGCGGAGCAUCGGUGUCGACGAUGCCAAUGUUGACCGAAGCAGGUCCAUCGCUGGCGCCGCCGCACAACUACGGGUCGCCGCCGGCCCCGGCACUGUCCUGCCGUCGGGGACCGUAUCCACUUCCUCCAUUGUCGACCCGGAGGUCCGUUCUUUUGUCCGUGAGUUGGAGAACGUCCAAGUGCUGCUCUGGCAGUCCCUAGCCGCAGCCGGAGAAACUGCGCUGUCGCCACCAGGCUCGCUGCUUACCCCGUCGCCGCCAAACACCUCAGCUGCGGCGGCUAGGGCUCCGGCAGCUGCUACCAUUGCUACGCCACUUGGGCUCGGCUCAGCUUUAUACGUAGCCUCUACCCCAGACCACUCCGCAUCUCAGGUGCUGGCGCGCCGCUUUGCCUCCAGCGGCGGGGCUGGGGCUGCUGGUGCCGUUGGAGGGCCGCAGGCCACCCGCAUGGCCGCCGCAGCGAUAGGCAAGGCACUGGGGCGCACCGUGAAGUGGUACCGCGAGAAUCAGGGGCUGCAGCGGGUGAACGAGCAGCUGCGUGGGGAGCUGUCACGGUACCGGGAGAGCCACCAGGACCUGGAGUCUAGGAGCAGGGUCCUGUCUAUGGUGCUGGAGGAGAGCGAACGCAAUGCUGCUCGGCAGAUCACGGGCCAGAAGCGGCAGCUGCUGCAACAGGAGACCCAGCUUGACGCCGCCCAGCAGCGCAUCAACCAGCUGGAGCACCUGCACACGCAGCUGAGCCUGGAGAGGCAGCAGGCGCAACAGCAGGCGGCGGAGGCAGUGGCGCAGGCGGAAGCGCUGGCGAUCCAGGUGGCUCAGCUAGAUGAACGGUUCAGGGCCACCCAGAGGGCGAAGGAGGAACAGCAGCGCGCGGCGGAGGUGGCGGAGGAGGAGGCGAGACAGGAACGACUACAGGUGGAGCAACUCUUGGCGGCGUGCGCGGAGGCGGAGGCGCGCACACAGCAGCUGCUAGCGGAGCUGCGGACCGCUCAGGAGGACGGCUCGAAACGCAUUGAGGAAGCCGAGAGCGCGCGCCAGGCGGCAGAGGUGGAGGUCGCACGCUCCCGGGGGCUCGAAGAGGAGCUGUGGGCUGCGCGUCAGGAGGCGGAUCGGCUUCAGGAGCGCCUCGACGCGGCCGACAUGGCUGCCGCUGCGCAAGCAGAGCAGCAGGAGGCGGAGCUGGAGGCCGCCAGGAUGGCUAUGGAGCAGCUCAUGGCUGAGCGCACGGCGGCGCGGGCAGAAGUGGCUCGGAAGGAGGAGGAGGCGCAGCGCGCGGCAGCAUCGGUAGCGGAGGAGCUGCGGCAGGUGCAGCAGCGCCAUGAAGUCGCGAUCGCGGAGGCGGAAGUAGAGGUGGAGGAGUUGCGGCGGCAGCUGGAGGCGGCAGCAUGGGAGGCCGGGCGUCGUGAAGCGGAGGUGGCUGGGGCGUUGGCGCGCGAGCGCAGCGCACAGGAGGGAGCGGAGAGGAUGCGGAGCGAGCUUGAGGGCCUGCGGCGGCGGUAUGCUGAGCUACAAGAGGAGUUUGCCAGCAAUGACCGUAUCGCUAUGGAGAUGCUCCAGCAGACGGAGGCCUCCCGGCAGGAGGCAGCGGAGCAUGCCUCGCGCAACCAGCAGCUGCGUCGGAAUUUGGACGCGAUGGCUGCUUCUGCCUCAGCAGCCGCGGCGACGCACGCUGCUGCUGUGGCGAGGCUUGAAGCCGCGUUGGCGUCGGAGACCUCACGUGCAAACGAGGCAGGCCUUCGCUACUCCCAACUAGAGGAAGCCCACGCCUCGGAGCUCCUACAGCUUCAGUUGCAGCUCCAAGCUGCCCAGCACGACCUCAAGCAGGCUGAAGCGGACGCAGCGCAGCUACAAGCGACCCAUGGGUCACUGCAACAGCAGCUACAGCAACUGGGUGCCGAGCUGGCGGCUGCGCACCAGGAGUUAGAUGUCAGCCGCCAGCAGCAGGCGCAGCUGUCAGCCGCCCAUGCAGCACAGGUUGAGCAGGCCGGCAAGGAGGCGGCGGAAGCGGCAUCAGCACGCGAGGAGGUGGCUCGGCUACGUCAGGAGGCUGCUGAAGUGCAGUCGCAAGUCAAGGAGCACCUGAUCCAGGAGCGGAGGCUGCAGGAGGAGCUGCAGGCCGUGCAGCAGGAGGUACGAGAGCUGGAGGGCAAGCUUGCCGAUAGCCAGGCGAGGAUUGGGACCCUGGCGGAGGAGCUGCAAGGAGCUCAGGCGGAGCUGGCGGAAGCUCAAGGCACCGUCAGCAGUGUGCAGGGCCGUUUGGAGGGUGCGGAGCAGGAUAAAGCGGCCCUGGCGGAGAGGGUACGGCAGCUACAGGAGGAAAUGGAGGAGGGGCGGGAGCGCUUGGAGGAUGCGGAGCAGGAUAAGGCGGCCCUGGCGGAGAGGGUACGGCAGCUACGGGAGGAACUGGAGGAGAGUCGGCAGCUGGCGGAGACGCGUAUGGAGGAGGUUGGGCGGCUGCAGGACCAGCUGCUGGACAUCCGCGAGUCGCGCUGCCGGCUGCAAGACGACUUGGACGCCACCACCGCUGAGCUCACCAUCACCCAGGCCAGCCUGUCCGAGCACCAGGCCCAGCUGGCGGACCUGCGGUUCGAGCUGCAGUCCCUGGAGGAAGCCGGGCAGCAGCUGACAGCCCAGGCGGAGGCUGCGGAGGCGCGAGCGCGUGAGGAGGCUGGGGCACGCGGCGCGGCGGAGGCGGAGGUGUCGCGACUGCAGGGUGUGGUCGAGGCCGAGCAAGGCAAGGCAGAGACUCUAGAGCAGGAGGUGAGUGCCGCCAUUCGUCGUAACGUGGAGCUGCAGCGACAGUUGGAGGCGGCGCAGGCGCAGCAGCUGGCGGCAGCUGCAGCAGCAGCGGAGGCUGUGAGAGUACAAGCUGAGGCCGCUUGUGCGAGUGCCAGCACGAGCGGCGGUAUGGGGACGGAGGAGCAGGGUGGCGUGGCUGCUAGGCCGCCACAGCUGCAGGCGCUGGCUAUAGACGAGGAGGAGCAGCGGCGGAAAGUCCUGCUCCUCAACGCGGCUGAGGUCGUGGCUUGCACGCCAGACGCCUCUCCUACGGCCGCCUCGGCAGCAGCGCAGCAGGGCAGCGGCUUCCGCGGCAGUGGUGCGCGCUUCUUGGCCAGCAGUGAGGGCGGUGCGCCAUCGGGGCAGCAGCGGCAGCACUCUGUGGGGCGGAGGACAUGGGGCCCUGAGGGUGGGGAGCCGUUUGCUGCCUCACCUCGUCGCACCACGGAGCCGAACAGCCUUAAGCUGGCAAACCAGGUUGUGGCGCUGAUGUCGCAGCUCCACGACCUCAGUCAGCGUCACAAGGACGCGGAGGAGCUGGUGGGCUGCCUCAACCAGCAGCUCGCAACAGAGUGCAGGAGGCGCACGGCAGUAGAGGAGGAGCUGGCGGUCGCCCUUCAAAGCGAAGAGGAGGCGCUGCAGAAGCUGCAAGAUUUGCAGCGGGAGCGCGAGGUGGCAGCGGCGGUGGCCGCAGUAGAGGCGCGAGCCGGCAUCCUAGAUGGCGGCCUGUCGCCAGUCGCGGCUGGGCAAAGGGGAUGCAACGGAAGUACGGCAGAGCCAUGGACGCCCUCGUCAUUGAUGGUGGAGGCAGGGCGGGCUAGCAUGGAUCUCACGGGUUUCAACCUCAGCACCUUUGGGUCGUCCAUGCUAGAGGGCGGCGUGGCUGCGACCCCUCCGCCUACCGCACCCCAUGCCGCCGCACUGCCGUACACCGGUGGCAACACCAGUGCCGGGAGCGGCGCCAGCCUCACCAGCAGAGGGGCCGAGGCGACCCCAGGCACGCCUAGUAGUGUACGAGCGGAGCCGGGAUCUGUGCUGGGACCGCUGGCAGGCGUGUUUCGGUCACCACUUGACGGAGCCGAUCCGCCGACGCCGCUAGGCACAGCUACGGCAAAUGACCUUGGCUGCAGCAGUAGCAUGUUUGGGUACCACGUCGCUGACGGCCCAUCUUCACGUGUUGGUGACUACGCCGGUGGCGGUCCAGGUCCUCUGGGUCUCGCCGUAGCUUCAGCACUGGUACCCUUCCGCAGGGCGACGCUGUCACCAGUGCCGGAGGAGGGAGAAGGUGCCCCCACACCUGGCAGCGGAAGAGCCUGCGGCGCCCAGCUGAUUGGGCACUUGCUGGAGCUGCGGUAUGUCAUGUACCAGCUGGAGCGAAAGGCAGAGAACCUGGGAGCAGUGCUGGGACGGCCCGAGGCUGCGCCGGAUGGUGCGGGCUCGCUGGCAACUCCCGUGCGGCCGAGUCGUCCCUCCGCCGGCUCCUGCUCCGAGAGCACCCUCCGCAACGGCGGCGGUGGCAGUGCUGCAGGUGCAGGUGCAGGUUUCGGCGACGGCUACCCGCUUUCCGGCAACCCCUGCUCGGAGGCUGCGGCGCAGCAGCUCACCUGGAUGGCUGACAACCUGGCGGGGCUGAUGGAGCGGGCGGGCACGGUUUCGGCGCAGCUGGGAGAGUGCCUGGACGCGGCUGUAGCUCUGCAGGAGCGGGCCUCAGCCGCUGCCUCGCCCUCUUCCGUCGCCGCCAGCGCCGGCGUGCUGACCCCACUGGUGGUGCGCUCCAUGGGUGUGGAACUGGAGGGCAUCCUGCGCCAGUCUGAGGAGGCAAAGCAGGAGGCGGAGAGGGUGCUCAGGCAGCAGCAAGCACAGUACUGUGCGGAGCUGGCGCGGCUGCGUGCCGAGGCGGACUCGCACGUGGCGCUGGCGGCGCAGUGGCGGGAGCGCUGGGAAGCAGCGGAGCAGGAACUGCAGGCGGAGCGGCUGCACCGGCAGCAGCAACAGGUCCACCUAGAGUCCCAGUGCGCCGCCCACGAGGUCACCAUUACUCAACUCACCGGCCAGCUGCACCGCCUGCAGCAGCAGCAGCAGCAACUGGUAGCGCAGCUGCAGCGGCAGGAGCAGGAGGCUGCGCGUCAGCAUGCGGAGCAGCAGCGCGGAGGAGGCAGUGAGAGAACGCAACGCGGCAGCAACUCCUCGGUUGGGGUAACGCUAGCGACCUCGGACGGUGGCCGUAGUGGUGGUGGCGGCGCCAGUGCCAACGGAGGCGCAGGAGGGGCUGGUAACGUGCGACGGAGGAGCGAUAGUGAGGGCAGCUGUGCAAGCUGCAGCGGCGGAACGCCGGCUCCCAUUGCGGUGACAAGGGCGGCCGCGUCGGGGGCGGCUACGCAGGCAGAGGGACCUGGUGAACCCGAACGCGGUGCCUCUACACCCACAAGCGCCGCCACAGGAACACGUCGCCGUGGCCGCUCAGGCGACCCCGGCGCAAGUGAUCCAUCCGCACUGGAGCAGCAGCAGCAGCAGAGGGAGUCGGUUGCCGGUGACAGGAACUGUGCAGGGGACGGCAGCUGCGGUGAGGCGCCCAGCGAAGACGAGAUGCGGCUGUGGGUCGGCCUGCUGCAGCUCAUUCAAGCCUACCAUGCAGGUGCCGACCGCAGUGGCAGCCGCGGUGACGGCGGCAGCAACCGCGGGAACAACAACAGCAGCGGACCCGCCCUCACGGAUCCGUCCGCAAGCGCUGCCGCCCCUCUAGCCAUGCUGCUCGCCACCACCUCCGGUGACGCCUCGUCAGCGCUGCAGUCGCUGCAUCCCCACCCGGAGCACUCCCUCUCCCAGCGCGGAGACGCACCACCACCCGGACACAGCUCCGGAAGUGCACGCGGUGGGUUCCUGCCGGCGGCGACGGUUGCGGCUUUGGCGACUUCCAGCGGGCGCGCCGAGGUGCUUGCUCGCGUGUUAGAGCACGCGGAGUUGCUGCGGAAGGAGAAGCACCAUCUCGCGCGAAUGUUGCGGCGGGUGCGGGACGGCGAUGCCCAACUUGCGGAGAAGCUGCGGCGGGAGCAUCAGACGCUGCUGGCCAAGUACACGGAAUUGAAGCUCGCGAGCAGGCUAACCCUGAAACGGCUGGGUCGAGAGAACAGCGAGCUGCACGCGCAAGUGAUGCAGCAGAUCCAGGCGCGCAACGAUCUCAUAGCGGCCAGGUUGGGCGGCGGCGGCAUGGAGGGUGCAGACGGCGGAGGCGAGGGCGAGCGGCGGCUGCUUUUGACGGAGGCCAGCAACGACGCCGCCGCCCCUUCGUCGAUGUAACUUAACUGCUAUGGGGCGGGCACUUCAUGGGCAGCAUUGCACCCAAAGCGGGAUGCAAGCGGAGCCUGCUAUGCGGCUGGAGGUGUGGGAGAUAUUGGGGUUUGUCCAUGAAGAUGGCGAGCGGAGCCUUACAUAGCAGUUCUUUGCUGCGCGCUCAAUGCAAGCCGUUUGAUGGACAUCCUAUGUGCUACGUCGUCCACAUAUGCACGCCCCUUGUUCGUUACAUGAGCACAUGUGUGCAUGUUCUUAGCUGCAGGACGUGUGGACUGCCGAGUGAGCUGUAUGCGUGUACGGCAAGCCUAGUUGCCUUCGUUAAGGCACUGAUGCAGACAGCUGAAGGGUAGCGGGCGGGUAACGGCGAGCAACGCGGCUGGAUACGUUAUUAACGGGUCAUUCAGCGUGCUGAGUUACGCUCCUGCUGCGCGCGCAUGCUGUGCUGGCGGAUUUGGCUAUAACGGCACGUGCGGGUGUUUCUAGGCAGCUUAUGUACCAAAAGAUCAUGGGAAGUAAGCGUUGGCAGAUAUAGUUUUCCAAGGCAACAAAUUGAGUCGUAACAGGACGUGCAGGGUUGCGUUUGACUCGCCCUAUGUGCGAGAGACGGUGGGUAGGGUUCUUAACGUGGUCCUGUGCCGUGCCUUUCCGUGUCAUGCAACGCUAACAUUAUUCCGGUAUAUACGGUAUUCCGUUAGGGUCGUUUGGGAACAUAACGGGCUCCGCAAGGAGCGACGCAGGUUGGGUUACGAGCAACUGCAGAGCAGUGUUCGUACACCGUGGCGACUCAUUUGACGGCGGGAUCUGUCGCGCUCCCUGCCAUUGCUGGGCUUGCGUCGCUGCUGCGCAAUUCGCACCAGCAUUUGCUUACUGCCGCUCGCCUUUAAUGAGCGUGUUGUGAGCGACUUCAGACGCCGCAUGUAACACUUGAGGCAGUGUAGCCCAGGUGACAGUUAAGCCCUGCCUUUUACGGUGCACAUGAUAAUGAGAUGGGUCGUUAGGACUAUGGAAGCAGAGCGCCACGGCUUAGAUUUCGCACCCCUUACGUUUGGGGUAGUGUAGUUUUGGAAUCGGCUCGAUAUUGUGAGCAGAGUUAGGAGGCGUGAGAGAGGUGUGGGGCAAGCGACCCAUGGGUCAAGAGCCUUUCAUAAUACUAGCCAUCCGCGGAACGCAAGGGUUGUCGUACCGUUGGGAAUGGGUUGGGCUACCUGCUGGGCUAACACCGAAG
Molecule: messenger RNA, 11173 nt
Organism: Astrephomene gubernaculifera
Lineage: Eukaryota; Viridiplantae; Chlorophyta; Chlorophyceae; Chlamydomonadales; Astrephomenaceae
Source: the annotation of a GenBank genome assembly